Molecule: messenger RNA, 3010 nt
Organism: Carassius gibelio (silver crucian carp)
Lineage: Eukaryota; Metazoa; Chordata; Actinopteri; Cypriniformes; Cyprinidae
Exons: 12
Coding region: 133-2289 (718 amino acids)
Biological process (GO): protein phosphorylation; regulation of apoptotic process
Molecular function (GO): protein binding; ATP binding; protein kinase activity
Source: RefSeq, a predicted model, not a curated record
CUACAACUUUGGAGAACAAACUGCUUUUCGAGAUUCCUACAUUGGAGAUUUAUCUACCUACAAGAGACCAUACAAAAAAUCCUACUAAGGCCAUUUCUCAUCUCUUUUUUCCAUUCAAGACUGAAAAGGAAAAUGAGACCCAGAAGAGUCUGUCCUGAAAAGGAAGCUUUGAAAUUCAUCGCAUCUGGGAAAGAUAAAGACAUAUUUCAGAAAAAAAUUAUGAGUCAAGAGAAAGGUUAUGGAGUAAUAGCCAGCAGAAACAUUGAGGCAGGAGAAUUCCUGCUUGAGUAUGCUGGAAGACACAUGACUGGAUCUGAAGGAGAUGCUCUGUUCAGAGAGUACUCGGCUGAGGAUGCUGUAUUUCUCUAUUUCUACUCCUUCCAGGGACAUUUCUACUGUGUUGAUGGCAGUAAAAACACAGAAAGAUUUGGAAGAUUUAUAAAUGAGGAUCACAUCAAGCCAAACAGCAAAAUCAAAAUCAUUGUUGAUGAACAGAAAAGAGCACAUUUGUGUGCAUUUGCGACCACAAAAAUCACUGCAGGAGAAGAAAUUAUGUUCGACUGCAGAAAUCCUGACUUCCCAUGGAGACAGAAAACCAGUACUUCCCUGUGCAGAGAGAUCAAGGAAUCCCGAUGGAAGGAUUCAUUUGAAAACCUUGACCUAAAGCCUGGCAUGAUGAAACUUGAUGACCUUGUUAUCAACACAGAAACAAAGAUUGCUGAUGGAUGCAAGGCUGCUGAGAUUUUCCCAGGACUCUUUCACAACUGCAAAGUUGCAGUGAAACGAGUUGCCAAACAUAUUUACAAAAAUGAAAUGGAAAUGGCUAAUUUCCUGUGUUCAGAAAAUUUUAAAGCAGAACAUCUUUUGAAACCCGUUGUGGUGUUGGAAGACACGUACUUUGCCUAUUUCGUCUCUCCUCUUUGUGAAUACAAUCUAAUGGAGCUGAUUGAAAACAAGGAUUUUCCUGAAAGAGAAGUGCUAACAGAGCUUCGAAGACUGGAGAUCUGUCAGGAGUUAUUGCAAGGACUUCAGGAACUGCAUUCUUGUGGAAUUUUGCACAGAGGCCUGAAGCCUGAAAACAUUUUGUUUGAUAUCAACAAUAAAAUGUACUUAGCAGAAGCAGGAGUAAGCAGAAAACUGCAUCUGACACAAACAACACUUUCUUGGUUAAGUUAUGAAGAUGUUGGGGGCGUGCAGUACAAAUACAAGAGAGAAUCAGAUAUCCAGGUAGCAGGAUGCUUGGUCCAUUACAUCCUGACGGAUGGGCAACACCCUUAUCAGACAACUACACCCUACGCCAACGAUCCACUUGGUGUAUCUCUAAAUGUCAGAAUGGGUAACUUUAGUCUUCAAUGUGAUGAAAGACAAAACAAUAUCUUAAGCAGAAUGCUGAGCAAAUCAAUGGAAGAGCGUCCUACUAUUGAGGAAUGCCUCCAGGAAGUCAAAAGUUUCGAUCGCCAGUCUGAUCAAAUUGGAAGCACAAACAGCUACAGCAACAAGAAUGGAAAUAAAGACAGAGCCCAUACAGAGAAUUGCUUUCCUCAAGCACAAGAUGAGAUGGACAUCCCAGAGAAUCUGUGCAGUGAUGUGACAGAUUCAUAUUCCCACACUAAAGAGGAAUUGUCUGCAUGUGAAAUGAGCAACACAGAACAACUGGUAUACCCUUUCCUGGAAAUGUCAGAGGAAGCAGGAGACAAAGAAGAAGAAGAAAUCAAAACAAAACAGGCACAAGGGAAAGUAGCAGAAGAAAUAGCCAUCCAAGGAAAACCGCUUACAAAGGCUUGGAUGGAAAUGGAUGAAUGUGCCCAAGGCUGUGCAUCUCAACAACUAAAUAUGAUCAAAGUGAAAGUCUCCUCAAACACACCAUAUCAACGCAUCUAUGACAAAAAGAAUUUCUGUAUUUACUGUGAGAAGCCUUAUGCAAAAAUCACAAGACAUCUGAUACAGAAACAUUCUAGAGAGGUUGAAGUUGCAAAGGCACUGUUAUUUAAGCAAGGCUCAACCAAGCGUAAUCUUUUUUUAACAAAAGUAAGGAACAUGGGAAAUUACCACCAUAAUAGUUCAGUCCUAUCCUCAGGAAAAGGGGAGAUCAUUCCAAAAAGACAAGCAACAUUUGUGUCAACAGCAACUGACUACGUGGCUUGCAAGUUUUGCUUUGCUAUGUAUAUUAAAACAGCCCUCUGGAGACACCAUAAGCGUUGCAAAUUACAAGUAAAAGACAAUACUCCAGUGAUUCGGAAGGUUUCGCAGGAGGGCUCUUUUAGAGAGCUUAUGAGAUAUUCUAGGUGACAAACUUGAUAUCACUUGGAAAACCAUUUCUGUUGUCAGGAGUGCAGCAGAAGAAGUGACAAACCAUCAGUUUAGGAGUGUGGACUUUAAACAAAGUUUCAUUCAAAAUGCUAUAGUUAAGUUUCUUUUUCAUGUUUGUUUUUUUUAAGAAAUUCUUUUCAAUGCAGCAAGUCAGAUUUUACAUUUACAUUUAGCAUAUUCUGCCUAUUUCUGAAUGUAAUGUCAAUGUUGGUAAUAAAAAUGGAGCUCCUAAAUUAAGUGCUGCUCUGAAAAAUUUAAUUGUGUUAAACGACUUAAGUGCCAUGGUUAAAAGGUGUUUUAUUGACCUCGACUGAAAACUUUUGAUGCAGCAAGUUAACAUAUAAUUGUUGUUUCUUGACCUCCAAAUUUUUUACAAUGUGUCUGUGAUGCAAGAAAAGGUGAUUCAACAGGCGUCGCACGUCACCAUCUAACUGGGGACCAAAGUCAUUUUAUUGCAUUCAUUCGUUUAUAACAAAUGCACUCUUUACUGUCAAAAUUAUUGACAUGCAAUUGUUACCUUAAAGAGCUCUUUCUGCUGGUUUUAACCCCAAAAAAAGUGUGAGCAGGGGUGGAUAAAGGUUGUCAGGGGUCCCUAGGCUGCUCUUUGUGUGAGGCCCCCCUUAAAUUAAUUUAGUGGCAUACAUGGUCCACAAACAAAUAGUAAGGUGACCUGGCAUACACACACACACUGAGACAGCCA